Molecule: messenger RNA, 1007 nt
Organism: Ziziphus jujuba (common jujube)
Lineage: Eukaryota; Viridiplantae; Streptophyta; Magnoliopsida; Rosales; Rhamnaceae
Product: CBS domain-containing protein CBSX3, mitochondrial
Exons: 6
Coding region: 306-929 (207 amino acids)
Source: RefSeq, a predicted model, not a curated record
UAUCUUUGCCAUCGCACCUCGAUUGGAAGCUUCAAACCGAGUUCUAAGCUUUCCUAGUCAUCUAUAAAACAAGAUCUGCUUAUUCAUCCUUUUCUCUUAUUCAUUUUCGCUUCAACUUCACUAUUACAAAACUCUACAGGUGAAUCCUUGUUCUGUUUACCCCUUUUUCAUUUUUUCCCUUUUUUUCUCCCUCGCUUUAGAAUCAAAAUGACUAUGCUAUAUAGGUUCCUUUACCUCUCUUCUACGAAAACUUUUCUGCUUUUAUUAGCUAUGCAAAAAAACUCCUUUUCAGGAAAACAAUAAAGAUGCAACAAAUAGGCCGAGCAGUACGAUCUUGCCAGGAAAUAGUGAAAGCUAAAAUUUUACAGCACUCUCAUGGGGGAGUAACAGCAAAAAUGGAGAAGCUUUUCUCCCGUUUUGGAGGAAUCACUGCCUCUUCAUCGUUGCCUCUGAAAGGAUUAGAGAACGUAACAGUAGCAGAGGUACUCAUGACAAAGGGACGUGAACGUACCGGUUCUUGGCUAUGGUGCCUAUCUGAUGACCCCGUUGUCGAUGCUAUGAAAAAUAUGGCUCAAAACAACAUCGGGGCAUUAGUGGUAUUGAGGCCAGGGGAGAACCAAAAGCAUAUUGAAGGAAUCAUUACAGAGAGAGACUAUAUACAGAAAAUAAUCGCUCAGGGAAGAUCUCCAAUUUAUACAAAAGUAGGAGAAAUAAUGACCGGAGAGAACAAGUUAAUAACAGUGACAUCUCAUACAAAUAUACUUGAAGCAAUGCAGCUGAUGACAGAAAAAGGAAUUAGACAUGUCCCUGUUAUAGAUGGGACGCUAGUAGGAAUGAUCUCGAUCAAAGAUGUUGUGCGUGCCGUGGUGGGACAGCAAAGCGGGGAAUUGCGGCGACUGAACGACUUUAUUAAGGGAGACUACUACUAAAAUCUAAUUAGGAUUUUUUUUUUAAUACAAAAUAAAUGUAAUGUUAAACGUCAUAUUGUAGGACACCAUGACUUCAAA